This is a messenger RNA of Dovyalis caffra, 795 nucleotides long. Lineage: Eukaryota; Viridiplantae; Streptophyta; Magnoliopsida; Malpighiales; Salicaceae. The record is from the annotation of a GenBank genome assembly.
AUGGCAAACCCAUCUGGGACACAUAAUCAAGAUGGCAAUCAAGGUCCUUCUUCAUUCAACGGAAACAAUCAAAAUAAUGGUGGUGAAGACCCUUCUUCUGGUGCUUCUUUGAAGCAUAAUCCUGGUAUAUCAACUGAUUGGAAUAUUGAAGAACAGGCAAUUCUUGAAGAUGGGUUGGUUAAAUUUGCUUCGGAAAAAAAUGUGGUACGUUAUGCAAAGAUAGCUAUGCAACUACCAAACAAGACAGUUCGAGAUGUUGCUUUGCGUUACAGAUGGAUGAGUAAAAAGGAACAUAGCAAGCGAAGGAAGGAAGAUAAUCUAGGACGGAAAAGCAAAGAUAGAAAGGAAAGACAUAGUGAUCCUUCUGCAAAGACUUCUAACUUCAUGGCCGCCCGCCCCAACGUUGCUCCAUUUGCAACUCCAAUGAUGCCACUGGAAAGUGACGAAGGUAUCUCGUACGAUGCAAUUGGUGGAGUUACAGGAGAGCUUCUUAAGAAAAAUGCACAGACCCUUCAUCAAAUUUCUGCAAACCUUGCAAGUUUUCAGAUACAGGAGAAUGUCAAUCUUUUCUGCCAAACUCGUGACAACAUCCGCAAAAUUAUGAAUGGGGGAAUGCAGGCCAAGCCUCGCAUGAGUGGGAAUAGGCUUACAAAUGCUCAAACUUUUAAGAACACUUAUUGUUCGCAGAUGAAUGAUGUGCCAGAACUAAUGAAGCAGAUGCCAUCACUUCCGGUCAAGUUGAACGAUGAUCUAGCUGACUCCAUCCUUCUGCCUCCAAACCUUCCCAGGCCAUAA